Zea mays is the source of this 1127-nucleotide messenger RNA. RefSeq lists its product as uncharacterized. NCBI's taxonomy places the organism in Eukaryota, Viridiplantae, Streptophyta, Magnoliopsida, Poales, Poaceae. The record is from RefSeq and is marked validated.
GAGAAGAAGAGGUAGAGAGUAAGAAGAACACGCCUCGUUGGGCAGCCGCCAUGCCGCGCCAUACCCCGUAGGCUAGAGGCAGCGUCCGUCAGCAGCUUUUCUUCUCCUUUCUCUUCUCUUUUCUUGUCUUCUCUUCUGUAAUAAGAGAUCGAGCCAGGCAACUGCAAGCAAGGCAUGAUGAUGGAGAGCCAGAGGGCAGCGUAGGACGAAGCAGGUUCUUCUUUAAGUAUUUUAGGAAGUGCAAGCAAUGGCGAGUAGCUAGGGAAGGGACUACCAUAUGCUAUAGCUGCCUUGCUAGCUAGCUAGGGAGAGGGGGGGGGGGGGGGGGGGGGGGGGCAUCCAAGAGACCAAGCUCACGGGGGCGGAUCGGAGGUGAUGGAGAACGACGAGGAGGAGGAGGGGUACGUGAAGGUGGGGACGAGGUUCUACCGGGUGGCGAUGAGGCCGAGCGGCGCCGUGGCGCGUCAUCGCCUCCACUACCUCGAGUCCUGCUACCUCUGCAAGGAGAGCAUCGCCCGCGACCGCGAUGUCUUCAUGUACAAGGGGGACGCGGCGUUCUGCAGCGAGGACUGCAGGGACGAGCAGAAGGACAUGGACGAGGCGCUCCACGCGGCGGCGCGGCGCCACCGCCUCCUUCGCUCUCCGUCGGCGUCCUCCUCCUCGCAGGCGGCAGCUGAGGCCGCGGCGUCGACCAGGCCGCCGCCCGUGAUGCGCCGCCGCCCCACCAUCGCCAACCUCGCCGCGCGCAACCCGCCCGUGGCAGCCAGCUAGCUAGUAGCUACACGGCGGGCAGCACUCGUGAUUCGAACAUCGACCGUCCUCGAUCGUGCAGUGGUGAUUUUUUUUUGCCGCCUGCCAUGCGUGGGGUUGGGGUCCGGAUCAGGUGUGUGUGCUCUGCCGCCUUGGACGAGUUGCAGCUGGACCUCCGGCGGUUAGCUAGGUAGGUAGAGCUAUACGGAGCAUGCACGGACUGACGAUGAAGAACGACAUGCAUCUGGAGGACGAAGCUACGUAGAGGCGCGGCGGAGAGAAGGAAAUGAAUAACGAAAGCUUUGUUGUGACGACCUAGCUAGCUGUACAUGUACAAAACCACAGUAGCAAAUGAACAGAUCGAUCGAUUAUCACCA